AGGAAGAGAGAGAGCGGGCGAAGGAGAGAGGGACAAAAGGAGUGUAAGAGAGAGGAUAACAUUCAUCUCAAUCAUUUCCCUGUUAGGAACCUUAGGAAUGGUUUCAGCUGUGGAUUACUGUCCGACACUCAGGCUAUCUAAAGGCCUUAGGAUGACCAGGCCCAUUGUAUGCUCCAGGACCUGGUGGACAGUGCUCUGUGUAAUGACAGUGCUCCUCAGGUCAGGUAUCACUGCGGCCAUGCAGGUGACCAGCCAAGGACCACAGACCGUUCAAAAAGCCUUGAACGACAAGGUGAUCCUGGGAUGCACAUACAGCCAAGCAGCUGAAGACACAGGAGAGCUGGACAUCGAGUGGACCAUGGUCAGCCCAGACAUGACCCAGAAAGACAUGCCGAUCUUAUCUUUCACAGGCCAGCGCAAGUACCUUCACGGCCCCCCAAGCCUAAUGAAGAGGCUGGACUUCCUCACAGCAGACCCCAGCCGGGGAGACGCCAGCAUCUCUGUGUCCGGCCUGCAGGUGUCAGACACAGGCACAUACCAGUGCAAAGUGAAGAAAGCACCGGGCGUGGACAUGCGGAAGAUCACUCUCGUCGUGUUGGUGCCCCCAUCAGUGCCCAAGUGCUGGGUGGAGGGCAGUGAGGAGAUAGGGGGCUCAGUCUCCUUACGAUGCAAAUCAUCUCAAGGAUCCAGCCCCUUGACCUACACAUGGAAAAGAGAGAGUGGAGGCGCUAUUCCACCCACUGCACUGCAGAACCCUGAGAGUGGAGAGCUCCUGUUCAGUAACCACUCUGUCAGCAACAAGGGCAACUACCUGUGUGAGGUGAAAAAUGCAGUAGACCGGAAAACCUGUAGAUACACCCUGCGAGCAGUUCAACCUGUCAACAAAACAGGAAUGAUCGUGGGUGCCGUCAUUGGUGCACUGCUGCUGUUGCUCCUCCUCCUGUUCCUCAUCUGGCUUAUACUUUGCCUCUGUCACAAGAGACGUUAUCAGAAGGAAGUGGCCAAUGAGAUCAAGGAAGACGCCCAGGCCCCAGAGAGCAGGCCGUCCAGUCGCAACUCCAGCUUCCGCUCCGUCAUGGGGUAUCGACCCCACGCUGGAGUUGUGUACAGCUCAGUGAGGAGCGGGAAAAUUAAAGAGUCUGACCGCAGCAGUAUCUACACAGAUAGGAGUAGGCCUGCGCCACCCCCCAGCAACCAAGGACUGCCAGCGCUGAAAUAUGACAGCAGAUACGGAUACCCUGUAUAGAAACGGCAGAAUUGAACAACGUGCAAUGGUCGGUUUUGGGAAGUCGCGACGUGUAAGCCCCACAAACCGGUGCAGGGGUUUACUCUAUGAAGAGUGUCACUCAAGGGCUAAGCUGUAAACAGCACGAACAAGUGGUGUAAAUCUGGGUUAAUGUUUUACAGUAUAACUCAAUAUUGUAGUGUGUAUAAUAAUAAUAAUUUGUAUUUGUCUAGUGCUUUUCCCAAGAUCAAAGCUGAAUGUGUGUAUGUGCAUGUCUGUGCAUGUUUGAGUGUGUGUGUGUGUGUGUGUGUGUGUGUGUGUGUGUAUAUUUUUUGAACAAAUGCCGAAUAAAUUGUGAAUUAUUGUACUCACAGUGUCUAUUUUUAAAAUGUAUUGAUAUAAGUUC
Molecule: messenger RNA, 1631 nt
Organism: Conger conger (European conger)
Lineage: Eukaryota; Metazoa; Chordata; Actinopteri; Anguilliformes; Congridae
Gene: vsig8b
Product: V-set and immunoglobulin domain containing 8b
Exons: 8
Coding region: 98-1246 (382 amino acids)
Source: RefSeq, a predicted model, not a curated record